AAGCGGCGUUGUUGCACUUGCGAAUUGGGAUAUGACUCAGUUAGUGACGACUAUAAGAUCCUUAAGAUUGAUGACAAAGCACGCAGUGAAAUUCUCGCGUUGAAAAGUGGCUCCUGGAGAUUAACGAAUAACUAUCCUAUCGGCAAUAGCCCUGAUUUAUUAUGUACAGAAUCUUUGGUAUUUGUGCAUGGCACAUUUCAUUGGAUCGAUGAUAUAACAAGAUCUACGGUGACUGCAUUGAGUAUUUCAAGUGAGGUGUGCACGGAGAUACCGUUGCCAGAGCAAAUGCUCUCGAUUUACGACCACAAGUGCGGGCGGCUUGUUUCAGUUUUGACAGAAAAGCUUUGUGUUUAUGUUAAUUAUAUGUCUCGAGUGGGGAACAAUUUUAGGUUUAGGGUAAUGAAAGACUAUGGCGUUACAGAAUCUUGGACUAGAUUGUUUACUAUUCCAGGUCCCGGUUUUCUUUCAGUCAUACCGAAAUAUAGGUUUUCGGAUGGUGUAGUGCUACUCUGCUACAGAAAUAGGGGUCUUGGUACUGUCUUAAGGACAUCCAAAGCACCACUUGAAUUACGUCCUCAAUCUGGUCCCUCUCAGACUGGUUUUGUUUAUACAGAAAGUUUGUUCUUCCCAAAAUUAGUUCGUUAG
This is a messenger RNA of Capsicum annuum, 645 nucleotides long. Its product is annotated as F-box/kelch-repeat protein At3g23880-like. The record is from RefSeq and is a predicted model, not a curated record. The transcript has a single exon. NCBI's taxonomy places the organism in Eukaryota, Viridiplantae, Streptophyta, Magnoliopsida, Solanales, Solanaceae. The annotation marks the transcript as partial.